This is a messenger RNA of Coregonus clupeaformis (lake whitefish), 2486 nucleotides long. RefSeq names its product proline-rich protein 36. The record is from RefSeq and is a predicted model, not a curated record. Bases 114 to 2357 code for a protein of 747 amino acids. Lineage: Eukaryota; Metazoa; Chordata; Actinopteri; Salmoniformes; Salmonidae. The transcript is spliced from 5 exons.
GACUGCUGCGCGAGGACUGGGCCGCCUACAGUGUUGAGCUCGUGUUGGAUUCAUCAGCCAUUCCUGAAUCAGGCACUGCCAAAGUGAGGUCUAGACCCACAGUCAAGCACUACAUGUCCUCCUCUGACAUUGUGCAAGGGUUUGCUGUCCCAACACCCAAAGUUCCUGUCCUCCCAUCUUUCAACGGACCAAAGAUAAACAGGGCAGUAAAUGGCGAUCGGUUUUCCAAUGGAUCGGCUAUAUCUGUACCUGAUUUGGUGGAAGGGGAGAUAUUUAUUCCACCUCCCCCUACAAUGGCACCCCCACCCCCUCCACCCAUGUUCAUCCCUCCCCCACCAGAUUUCUUGGGUGACUUGGACUCCAUUCAGCCUCCCUCCAUGCCCCCUCCAAAACCCCCAUCAAAACCACCAUCAGUGGUUCCAUCUAAAGAGUACGAGGAUUUCACCUCCCUGAAACCUCCACUUAUGCAUCCCCCGAAGCCCCCGUCAACUUCCUCCAGUGCUUCUAGUUCCUCUUUGUCCAUUUCUACACCACCACCGACCACUGUCCCUGAUUUUACUGAGCCCCCAAAGUUUGCCCCUCCACAGCCCCCUACAGACAUGAGGCAAGCUGCUCUGAAAGCCCUGAAGACCCCGCCUCCAAAGCCAACGAGGCUGUCCUCCAUCCACAGCAUUGACGAACCCCCCCAGUUUCCAGCCCCAGCUUCCCUUGCACAGAUCCCGACACCCUCCAGCUUCAACCCCCAGAACACAGCUAAGCUCUACAGUGUUCCUAAGACUGGCAUUCUAGGUAGGCAGGUGGACUGUGAUAAUAGGCCCAAGCAGAUCCUACUCCUCCAGGUCAAUGGGAAAGCCCCCUCUGUGGCACCACCAGCUAAGCCAGCCCGGAGAAAUAGCUCAGGUAUGCAGCUGGAGCAAGACCUGCAGGACUUAAAGGAAAACUUGCAAGCCACCCUUCCAGGCCAACCCACCCCACCCAAGACUUGGGAGGAAGUGAAAGUGGAGCCUUUGCCUUUAUCAGCACAACAGGGUAUCAACAAACCUGCCGCAACGCCCCCUAAAAUGUCACCCAAGCUUCAGAAGGUGGUCACUGCCUCUGUAAUCACAGAGGCUAGCCAGGUCAAGCAGGAAGCGUCUCCAGGCCGGAAUCGCAAGUUCAGUCCUAUGCUGGACCAUAAACUACGCAACCUAAAGGCCAGUGAGGUCACUGGGAUGAGGGAGGGUCCUUCUGCUUCCCCCCUGGCUCUUCUCAUGGCAGCUAAAGAGCGAGAGAAGCACAGGUCCACUCUUUCCCUUGAAAACAGCACAAAGAGUAAUGAGCCAUCAACCAGCAUCCAGCACAGUGAAUCCAAUCCCAAUUCUUUCACCGUCAUCCCUAGGUCCACCUCAUUCACUUCUGUAACCUCACAAGAUAAACCACAGUCUGUGGUCCCACUGGUGAUCCAAACUCCAGCAAAACCCCAGAUUAUUGAGUCAGUGGUGAAGGGGCCAAUUGCAAAUCCAGUAGUUCAGAGGAUUCUGCCCACCUCUAGAUCCUCAUCCUCCAGCAGUCUAGCCGUGGAGAAGCAAAGUGGAGAGCAGAGGACUCCUUCACCCUCUAGCCUUGUCAGGGAUGAAGAGAACAGGGAGGACCUAUGCAUGCCAUUACUCCCUCCCCCUCCCGAAUUCGAUGACCAUGAUGAUGUCGUGGACUCUCCCCCCAGCUCGCCUCCACCUGACCCUCCCGUGAAGAAGGUCCUGCCCCCCACUCCCAGCCCUGUCCUUCCAGUCCAGUCCCCCACUGCCACCCCUGUCAAAACUCCCUCCCCUCUGCCUCCGCCUCCGCCUCCGCCUCCCCCUCCAAAACCCAAAUCUCAAAGCCCUCCCAAAUUCCCACCUCCUGUCAUGGAGAUCAAACCCAAGCUGCCUGUUCAGACCAAACCCAAGCCACCUCCCACCCAGGGGCUCUCCUCCCUCUCAGCCAGCCAGGCCACGCUCCAGAGCAUCCUGCAGAAGAAGAUGCUAGAGAUGGACCGCAAAAUGGACAACAAAAUGCUGGCCAUGAAGGAAACAGACUCUGAUGACUGGGGGUCUCCCUUGUCUGAUGAGGAGACCAAGGUCCCUGUUGUCCUCAGAGUCACCCCGAAGAACCCUGUUAUCACCGCAAAGAGCAAGAGUGCCACCAUGCCAGCCAAAACACAAGGCCUGGACAUGAAGGAGCUGGAGACAAAAAUGGCCAUGAAGGCUCAGAGUUUGUCAGCGCCAUCAAAAGUUCCCACAAGCAAUGGGCCACAGUCAAAGCAGGCGUGUGGCAUGACUUUCAUGGUACAACCCGGAACCAAACAACCAAUCACUGUUGUCAGCAAAGGGGACUCAUGAGGAGCCAACUCCAAAUUAUACCACACAUACUGUACCAUACAGCCCCUGUCAAGGGCAAGGACAAUGGAAAGAGAGGGCACCUUAAAUACUGCUUAAAAUUGAUAUAACCAAUAAACACUGAGCACAUAU